AUGGGUCGUAUGUAAAUGAAAGGAAAAGGAAAAGGUAUUUCAGGAUCUGCAUUACCUUACAAAAGAAAAGCACCUAAAUGGCUUCAUAUGAGUCCUUCUUCUGUUGUUGAAUUAGCUGUUAAGUUAGCUAAAAAAGGUUUGACUCCUUCUUAAAUUGGUGUUGUCCUUAGAGAUUAACAUGGUAUUCCAUAAGUUAGAUUUUUAACUGGAUAAAAAAUUUUAAGAGUUUUAAAGAAAAAUGGAUGCGCACCUUAAAUUCCUGAAGAUCUUCAUUGUUUAAUCAAAAAAGCAGUUGCUAUCAGAAAACACUUAGAAAAAAAUAGAAAAGACAAAGACUCUAAAUUCAGAAUUAUUCUUAUUGAAUCGAGAAUACACAGAUUAGUAAGAUAUUAUAAACUUAAUUAAAAAUUAGCUCCAACUUUCAAAUAUAAUCCUUAAACUGCUUCAGCUUUAGUAUAAUGA
This is a messenger RNA of Ichthyophthirius multifiliis, 462 nucleotides long. RefSeq lists its product as hypothetical. Gene Ontology annotation, cellular component: nucleolus; ribosome; cytosolic small ribosomal subunit. Gene Ontology annotation, biological process: translation. The record is from RefSeq and is a predicted model, not a curated record. NCBI's taxonomy places the organism in Eukaryota, Ciliophora, Oligohymenophorea, Hymenostomatida. The transcript has 4 exons. Gene Ontology annotation, molecular function: small ribosomal subunit rRNA binding; structural constituent of ribosome.